Symbiodinium necroappetens is the source of this 1377-nucleotide messenger RNA. NCBI's taxonomy places the organism in Eukaryota, Dinophyceae, Suessiales, Symbiodiniaceae. The record is from the annotation of a GenBank genome assembly.
GUUACCCACACACCGGAAGCCUUCGACGCCCAAGCCUUCAUGGACUCAGCACGUCCAGUGGCGGUGAUCCCUUCGGGGACCAUGCUGCUGACUGCUGUGAUCGGUGUGAGUGUGCUGCUGCUCUUCGGCUGGGGAGCCCUGACCAGCUUCCUCAGAGGCCUUGUCACAACGAUGCAGGGUGCAGUACGUGAACACCUGGCCACUAUGCUACAGGACCUCAAUGAGCAGACCAAAAAGAGUCUCCUUUUGGAGAUUGGCAAUGCCACUGAGGAGAUGCAGCAUGCCCUCACGUCUCGCUUGGAGAAGACCACGGAGGCCCUGGAGUCGCAGGUGGGUGCAAUUCAGGUGUCCAUCAAGAACUUCGUGGAUGCCCCUCGUGAUAGCCUGAAUGCCACCACCCUCGCCGAGGAACUGUGGGACAGCCUUCGUCCAGUGCUCGCACAAUGGACUCAGGUACAAGGGGACAAGAACCUCAAAAUCCUGCAAGACUGGAUUGAUGGCAGUGCUCCAGCUUCUACCACCUCCACGGUGUCAACACAGGCCCUUGAGGACAAGAUGAAGGACUUCCAUGCGGCGGUGAUGGCACAGCUGCAGGACCUCCAGGGCGCUGUCACCACGACGACCCUCAACAAGGUCGACAGCCUCACCAACAAGGUGGAAGCGAUAGCGGCAAAAGCUGAAACCCAAACUGGCUACAUGAGAGAAGACCACGCCCUCAUCGUUCGCAUCAAGGACCGAGUCGACGAGGUGUCGAAGGAGUCUUUGUCACACCGCAGCGCGGUGCUGGCCGAGAUAAAGAACCACUCUCCAAUUAUAAGGGACACGCAAAAGGUGGCCACGCGCGCAGCUGAGAUGGCCGAACGGACGAAUCUCCUUUUGGGGAAGGGAGACCCCUCCGCGUGGGAAACCGAACUCAGGAAUGUCUGCGAAGACACGGCCAAGACCUUACUGUGGGUCUCCGGCCAGGAAACCGAGUUGAAGGACCGUACCCACAAGAUCGAGUCCAUGCUCACUGGGAUGUUGGAUGUGGUGAACGAUGUCGGCACGGCCCUCGAGAGACACUCCGAGAGCAUGGGACUGCGUCUGAGGGUGCUCAACGAUGUCCAGGGAGGCCUGGAAAGAGUGCUGGCCACGCUCGCUGCUCGGAGUCCUGUGCCAACGGCUCCCCAACAGCCUCCUCACUUUGCGCAGACCACCGCCUUUGGUCGUCAGCGAGUGCCGCCGGCGCCCACGCACACCCCUACGAUCGUGGAGGACUUCUCUGGGCAGCAGCCGAUGGUACAGACUACCCAGACCCAGUCCAGCAACGCCCCGCCGGUGCUCGUCACCAACCUCGACGCCCUGACCCAGGUCCUGAACCAGCGUAGCGGAUUCUAG